AUGACUAAACAAAAACAAAAACAAAAUAAAUUAGUUUCAAGUAAUACAGAAACAGAUUCUAGAGCAUCUAGAGCCUCUAGUAGUGCAAAAGCAGGAUGCCCACCAACAGAAAUUCAAGAAAAUUAUUCUGAAAUUAUUAGUCCUACAAUUUUAACAAUUCUUCAUGGUCAAGAUUUUUUUACUGAUAUACAAUAUUUUUCAGAAGUUUUAUUUCCAAUAAGAAAUGCAAUUUUAGCAGUAGAAUCGAAUCAUGCUAUACUUGCUGACUGCUAUAUUAAUUUGAUGAAAAUUGUAGCAGCAAUUUAA
This is a messenger RNA of Dentiscutata heterogama, 306 nucleotides long. Lineage: Eukaryota; Fungi; Glomeromycota; Glomeromycetes; Diversisporales; Gigasporaceae. The record is from the annotation of a GenBank genome assembly.